CGAGUAGGACUUCUUGGUUUGGCCAUUUCAUCUGUUCAUCAACAAUUGCCCGCGUUUCUCCAACAGCCCUCCCUCUGUGUUUGGCGGGAUUCAAGCAGGAAGAAGACGCGAUUUCAUUAUUUGCUAGACAACAUGCUGUUUUCCGGCAGACAGAGAAAGUCUGCUGUUAAUCCUCAGACGGAGCUCUAUGGACAUCUUUUGCAGUUCUAUGGACAACCUCCACUUGAAAACCUCCCUCUUACAGAAUUUGAGACAUUCGCAGUGGAGAGAUUGAAAUUGUUGAAGACUGUUGAGAAUUUGGGCGUGAGCUACGUCAAACUUUCCGACCAGUACAUCAAGAAAUUGAAUCAUGAGAUUAAGAACCUGAACUUUCCUUACAGAGCUGAGAUGGAUGACAAAAAAUCUCAGAGUGGGGUGAGUGAAUAUGAGAAACGUAGAAAGGACCACAUCUCCCACUUCAUUCUGAGACUCGCCUACUGCCAGACGGAGGAUCUCAGACGAUGGUUCAUACAGCAGGAAGUGGAUCUGUUCCGUUGCCGCUUUAAUGAACUGCAUCCGAAACUAAAGCUGGAGUUCAUGCACAAAAAUAAUCUUCAGUAUGAUCCGAUUAGUGUCCAGGAGAAGCGAGCCCUGCAGGAAAAACUUGUCAACUCCAGCUACUCUGUCAGUGGAGUCACUGUGGAGGAUCAAGAUUUCUACAAAGUGCCUUUUCAAGAUGCUCUGGAUCUGGUCCGAACCAGGAAAGUGUACCUAAAGGCAGGCUACGUAUACAUCCCACAUCAGGAUAUUGUCACCAUUGUGCUAAAUGAUUUUCGCACAAGGCUGUCCAAAGCUCUUGCGCUGACGGCUCGCUCGCUACCGGCGGUGCAUUCUGAUGAACGGCUCCAGCCACUGCUUAAACACCUCAGCAAUGCCUAUUUGGGACAGGACUACAGCAUCCAGAAAAAUGUUGGUAAAAUCUCCUUGGAACAAAUAGAUUCGCUCUCAGGCAAGUCCUUCCCCCUGUGCAUGAGGCAGCUUCAUCAGGCCUUAAGAGAGAACCAUCAUCUCCGCCAUGGUGGCCGCAUGCAGUACGGCCUCUUCCUCAAAGGCAUCGGCCUCUCUCUAGAGCAGGCGCUGCAGUUCUGGAGGUCGGAAUUUAUUCGAGGCAAAGUGGAUGCAGACAGGUUUGACAAACAGUACGCUUACAGCAUCCGCCACAUGUUUGGCAAAGAAGGCAAGAGGACAGACUACACCCCCUACAGCUGCAUGAAGGUGAUUUUGUCAAACCCACCCAGCCAAGGCGACCAUCAUGGAUGUCCAUUUCGACACAGUGACCCCGAGCUGCUCAAGCAGAAGCUUCAGUUCUACAAGGUGUCCCCCAGUGGGAUCAAUCAGAUUUUGGAGUUGGUCAAAGGGAUGCACUAUCAGCUGGCCUGCCAGAAGUACUUUGAGCUGACACACAAUAUAGAGGAUGCCAACUUCUCCCUUAAUCACCCUAACGAGUACUUUUUGGAGAGCCAGAAGACUUUGGGGGGAGGCAAGGACACCAAGCAAGAGACGGACACCCCGCAGAGGUCGCAGGGUAACAACUCUGCUGCCAGAAACUCUGCUGCUACUCAAGAAAAGGCGGCGGUCAACACCAGUGCAUCGCAAGAUUGUUCCGAGAUUACAGAAGACCUGGACUCGUACUUUCAGGAUGCCUGAUUCGCUCAUUCGUCUAUUUCUAUACAUAUAAACAUAUCCAUCUAACGCAGGGGUGGGCAAACUUUUUGACUCGUGGGCCGCAUUGAUAUAACAAAAUUUCCGGGG
Messenger RNA from Doryrhamphus excisus (bluestripe pipefish), 1791 nucleotides. It is a transcript of the gene prim2, whose product is annotated as DNA primase subunit 2. Lineage: Eukaryota; Metazoa; Chordata; Actinopteri; Syngnathiformes; Syngnathidae. Gene Ontology annotation, biological process: DNA replication initiation; DNA replication, synthesis of primer. Gene Ontology annotation, cellular component: alpha DNA polymerase:primase complex. The record is from RefSeq and is a predicted model, not a curated record.